CGCAUGAAAAGUCUUGUUAUCUUUAAAUUUAAAUUACAAAUUAUUUAUUUACAGGGAGAUGUAUCAGAUAAUGAUAAAUUAGGAAUCAUUCCAAGAGUUGCACAUGAUAUAUUUAGCAGAACAGAAUCCUUAGAUGACAAAACAAAAAGCGAGAUAAAGAUAUCAUAUUAUGAGAUAUAUUUGGAGAAAAUAAUUGACCUUCUAAGCAAUUCCACUAAGGGAAAUUUAUUUGUAUAUGAAGACAAAAAACGUAUGCCCUUCAUAAGUGGUCUCAAAGAGGUCACAGUUAAGAAUGUCCAGGAAUUGAUGGAGUUUUUUACUGAAGCCAAGCUGAAAAGGCAUGUUUCUGAAACAGACUUAAACAAGAUGAGCUCCAGAAGUCAUACAGUGUUCCAAAUAGUCAUAAAACAGGAAAACUCUGCUGAACGAAAAAGAAUAACAGGAAAGCUCCUACUGAUUGAUUUGGCUGGCAGUGAGCGGGCCUGCCAAAGAGACGUAAGCGGUUCUGUAAUUCGAAGAGAAUCCAGCUACAUAAAUAAGUCUCUAUCAGUUUUGUCUAGAGUGAUUUUUGUUUUAACUAGUAAUACAGUAAGUAAAUAUUAGUUUCAAUGCAGAGCUAUUGAAAAAUACUUUUU
This is a messenger RNA of Parasteatoda tepidariorum (common house spider), 635 nucleotides long. NCBI's taxonomy places the organism in Eukaryota, Metazoa, Arthropoda, Arachnida, Araneae, Theridiidae. The record is from RefSeq and is a predicted model, not a curated record.